Mytilinidion resinicola is the source of this 1095-nucleotide messenger RNA. RefSeq lists its product as uncharacterized. The record is from RefSeq and is a predicted model, not a curated record. The transcript has a single exon. NCBI's taxonomy places the organism in Eukaryota, Fungi, Ascomycota, Dothideomycetes, Mytilinidiales, Mytilinidiaceae. The coding region runs from base 1 to 963 and encodes 320 amino acids.
AUGUCCAACAGCGUCCCUCCCAGCCUCACAGACAGCGUCACCGAAGCGUCCUCCGCCGGCCCUCCAACACCUCCACCAGGUGCAGCUCCGCGGCGCGCUCCCGGCCCAAACAUCAUCAAUUGGCUCCAGAACGUCGCCGCAAACACACCCACCCUGCCGCUUCGUCCUGCCACUCUUCCAGCAGAAGACCCGGAAGCCUGGCCUCAUCCUCUUCCGCCGCCAGCACCGCGCCCUAGAUUCGCGCAGCUACAUCGCCUAACCGGCCCGGCUCCGUUCCCUCCUACGUCCCCUCCGCGUCCUGCGCCUACUACACAGCGUCCUGAGCCUACUGCUCCGCGUGCUGAGCCUUCGACUCCGAGUACUGAACCUACCACUCCGCGUCACGAACCUACCACUCCACGUCCCACUACACCUACCCCUCUCCCGCCAACCAUGCCACCAAGACCACACCACCCCCCACCACCCGGCCCCCCCUUCGUCCUCGCAACCCCCCCUCCGCCUGUCCCCGCGCGCCCGCUUACGCCGCUCGAAGCACAAAUCAUGCGCGCCUACUCAACCGCGCUCCUCGACCCCUCGCGUACGACGCUGCCCUUCCCGCGCGCGCGCCAAGAAGCAGAAGAAGCCGCCAUCGCCGCUGGAACAGCGCUCAUCAGGACCGGGAGGGUGCGCGACGGGCUGCCGCCGCUGACGCUCGCGGAAGAAGGGGCGCUGGCGGCGGCGAUUCGGCGGCUGCUGGACCCGGGGAAUGGGAGAUACAGGGCGCAGAAUGGGUGGUUGGGGAGGAAUGGGGGCGCUGUUGGGGGAAGGUUGGGGGAGCCGGAGGGGUUGGAGGAGAGGCAGAGGGCGUGGGUGAGGGAGAGGAGGGGGGAGGGGGUGCAGGCGGCGGUGGCGGCGGCGGGGAUGAGGGGUGGAGAGAGGGGUGGUGUGGAGGAGAAUUCCGGAAAUGAGGAUGAGCAGAUUUGAAGCGUGUGGCUGAAGGGUAGUGGAUUGAGAGCGAGAAUUGGAAGUUGGAAUUCUUGGUUUUGCUGCCUCUGAUGAGCUAUUGAGGUGGCUUCAAUACGGCUAGUAGUUGUACAAAAUGCGAUGAGAUGACUU